AUGUGGCAUGCAGUUGAAACGUCGAUUCAAACAGCCAAUAAAACUCAUCAAGUCGGUACCAGUUUUAAAAAAAAUGCCACACCGAGUCAUCCAAUAUCAAGACCAGCAUGUUCAGUGGCUGAAUUAAUGAAAAGAACCAAGUUCUCAAAAGAUCAAAUUCGUCAUCUAUAUCGAAGAUUCAAACAAGAUAGCCCAUCUGGACAAGUAAACAGAGAACAGUUUGCCAUAAUUUUUGCAACAUUAUUUCCAACUGGUGAAUCCUAUCGUUAUUCACUGUAUGUUUUCCAAAAUAUUGAUCGAUUAAAUACGAAUAUAAUACGCUUCGAAGAUAUGCUUGCAACAUUUUCUUUACUUGUAUAUGGUUCAAUGAAAGAUCGUCUUGGUUGGAUAUUUGAUUUGUAUGAUUUGAAUAAAGAUGGAAUUUUAACAAGACCGGAAUUAUUUCAAUUGAUCGCAUCAAUUUUUCAACUGAUUAUUCCUAUUCGUAAACUUGAUUAUAGGCCAACCCUGAAUACUAUCGAAGAGCGAACAGAUAGAUUAUUUCGUGCUUGGGAUGUUCAUGACAAAGGUUCCAUUAAUAAAGAAGAUUUUCUUCAAUAUUGUCUACAGAACGAAGCAAUCAUUCGCUCAAUGGAUAAACUUAAAUCAGAAAUAUGUUUAUAA
Molecule: messenger RNA, 663 nt
Organism: Rotaria socialis
Lineage: Eukaryota; Metazoa; Rotifera; Eurotatoria; Philodinida; Philodinidae
Source: the annotation of a GenBank genome assembly